AUGGUUGCCCAAAACCAACUAUGUGCUAGCCCAGGCGCCUGGAUUCACAUUCAAUACAACUGGGGCUAUGAUUUCAAAAAAUCAGAUUCAGAACUUCUAGCGUAUGCCCGGAGUUGCAUCGCUGUUUCACAAUGUUGGGUAGAUGGAUCAUCGGAAAUUGAAUAUUCCAUUAAGCUAACAGGCGAACCAGUUUUGAGUUUCUACAUCAUUCCACCUUACAAUGAUUACCACAAUAUGCUUAUUGCUGCUGACAAUCAAUUGGCGUCGUGGCAGGCGAGAAUGCUGAACGGUGAAAUUCUCUCCGGCGCUAUUAACUAUGCGCUUUUUGUGGAGCGGGGAUCCAUUUACAACCAUUGUGUCAUUAGCGCGACCACAGUACCAUUCGUUCCCAAGGCUGAUGAUGUUCCUGAUCCUCUCCUUUAUACAAGUGACUUUAUGUCCAUUCGAGAGGCAUAA
This is a messenger RNA of Penicillium odoratum, 456 nucleotides long. RefSeq lists its product as uncharacterized. The transcript is spliced from 2 exons. Lineage: Eukaryota; Fungi; Ascomycota; Eurotiomycetes; Eurotiales; Aspergillaceae. The record is from RefSeq and is a predicted model, not a curated record. The coding region runs from base 1 to 456 and encodes 151 amino acids.